Molecule: messenger RNA, 678 nt
Organism: Sipha flava (yellow sugarcane aphid)
Lineage: Eukaryota; Metazoa; Arthropoda; Insecta; Hemiptera; Aphididae
Product: piggyBac transposable element-derived protein 1-like
Exons: 2
Coding region: 1-678 (225 amino acids)
Source: RefSeq, a predicted model, not a curated record
AUGAAACAAUACAAUAAAUCAAAGCCUCAUAAAUGGGAUAUUAAAAUGUUUGCAGUGGCUUCUAGUUCUGGUAUCAUUCAAGAUUUUGAAAUAUAUAUGGGAAAAGGAACGAUCAAAUCUACCUCUAAUUUGGGCUUGAGUGGUGAUAUUGUAUUACGUUUGUCAGAUAUUAUACCCAAACAUAAAAAUUAUAAACUGAGUUUUGAUAAUUGGUUUACUUCAUAUAAUUUGAUGUUGAAUUUAAAAAACCUAGGCAUUUUAUCAAUUGAUACUGUUCGAUCAAAUAGAAUAGCAGGGUGCCAAUUUGAAAAUAACAAAGAUCUCAAAAAGACUGGUAGAGGGACAUUUGAUACAAGAAUUGAUACUUCUAAUAGUAUUAUAAGCUUGCCCAAGACCAACGGGACGCCCCGGCUAUCAGCCGGCGGCCAAGUAUCGACGACCAGUCAACGAGCCUUAUCUUCUUCAGAUAACGUUAACCGUAAUAUUAUAAGGAACUACAAAAGUCCAUUCACUCCCAAAAAAAAUAAAAACAAUCAAACAACUUAUUCCGAUUUAAAUAAUCUUCCAAGCAACUCGCACGUGAAUCGUAUACAGAGCGUAUCAAAUGACGUUUUCAAUUCUUCCGAAGAAAUUAAUGAAGAUGGAUUUGUAACUCCAAAAUCAAAAAAACACCUCUAA